AUGGAGGCUCUGCCAGAUAUCUAUCCCUUGACAGGCCUGCAGAUUGGGGACAUGCAGUCGUACGUCUCACGGGCGUUCCUCUACUUUGCUCCGCUCACGAAGAAGGUGCUCAUUCUUGUGGACAACCAGCCUUGGCUGACGAGCAAGCAGUCUCGAUCGGCAAGGCUGUGGCAGUUCAUGGUCACCAAGUACAGGAUGUCUCCGUUCGUGAAUUCGAGGGCGCUUCACAAGGACAAGGCCCCUGUCUGCUCCUCCUCGGCAGCAGCUGCAGCUGCAGGUGCCGGCGGCGGAGACAGAGGAGACAGAGACACCAUGCGGCGGUGGUUCGAGGUGGCGGACCUGAGCUGCAGGGCGCUGCACGGCUUCCUGGUGUUCGAGGUGUCGUGGCGCGACGUGCACGGUAUCAACUACCUCAACGAGCUGCUGACAGACACGUCCCUGGCGCUGGAGGCGCGCUACAUGAAGAAGUGGGAGUUCUACAGCGCGGAGCAGGCUGCCGGCUGCACGAACCUCUGGUUCCUCGGCCGCGCCUCCGAGGCGCGGGCUCUGCGGGGCUACCUCGACACCCUGCACACGCACUCCAACUCGAGCGAGCAGGUGGAGGAGUGCAGCAGCGCGCUGCGGCGGACGUGCUCGUCCUCGUCUCUCAGCGCGGUUUCAGAGGACGAGGAGGAGGAUGCUGGUAGUGCGCCGUUCGUGGCCCCGGCGCAGUACAGCGACACGCUAAUCCUGUUCCGGUUCAGGGACAGCCAGCUUCCGCUGAAGCUGCGGCAGAUCAUCAUGUCGGACAUCCGGCUGCUGACAUUGCUCGAGUCCGGGCUGCCGCCGUGGGUGAUCUUCUUCCAGUCGUACCCGCUGCUGUGCCAUCUGUACCGGCCGUGGAUGCGGCCCCUGGCGCGGAGCCUCUACCUGCUCGCCUCGCUUGUCACCGUCCUCAUCGGCUUCUACGACCUAUACAAGAACGUGCCGCUGCUCAAGGCCGCCGCCGCGCGCAUCUGCGGCCCGUUCUUCGGGUGGAUCGAGACGUGGGACAUGGUCACCAGGAUACAGUACCUGGGCACCAUCCUCUUCCUGCGCAACCUGCGCAAGUGCCUACAGAGCCUCCUCGCGCUGCUGCGCACGGCGCGCGCGCUGCUCCGCGCCGUGGCCGCACCGCUCGCCGAGGCCGCUGGCCCUCUCCUCGCCUCCUGCGGCGAGCUGCUCGCCGGGGGCUUGGCCCCUACCUGGGCUCUGCUGGUGGACCUGGCGGAGAUGCUGUGGGCGCCCUUCGACCUCGUGCUAGACCACAUCGCCGGGUGCCUGUGGCCGCUGUUUCAGGUGGCGCUGCUGCCGGUGCGCUGCGCCGUGGCGCUGGCGAGCUGCGCGGGCUCCCUGAUGUCCGCCACCUACAAUUUCUCCAAGGACAUUUGGGAGACCAUAAGCAGCAUCUUUGAGCUCAACCAUAUGUCCGAGGCGCAGCAGAGCGCCUUCGACAUGUCCCUGCUCAAGAACCUCUGGAACGAUCUCUUCUCCCAGAUCUUCCGGGCGAUCAGGAGCAUACUUAAUGGCAUAUUGGUGUUCUUUGCAUCUUGCAACAGGCACAGGCUCAGCAUCUACAAUCAUGUGGAAUCAAGAUUGCGGCACAUUCUCCGCGUCGCUAGGUUGGCACCUUAUUCAUGUCCAUGCAAGAAACGACGUUUGGGGCAAAACAAUGAGGAUGAUGCGGUGGAAUGUGACAUCUGCAAGUGA
Molecule: messenger RNA, 1728 nt
Organism: Phragmites australis (common reed)
Lineage: Eukaryota; Viridiplantae; Streptophyta; Magnoliopsida; Poales; Poaceae
Exons: 7
Coding region: 1-1728 (575 amino acids)
Source: RefSeq, a predicted model, not a curated record